AUGAAAGCAUUAUGGACACAAAAUCACUGGUUGCCAUGACAACGGGGACGCCCUGCCGCCAGACGACUGGAAGGCCAACACGGCAAGCAUAGGCAAGGCACACUUGUGGCAGAGAUGGCAGCUACAAUGGAGGCGACCUCGGAGGACAAGGAGGAGGCCCCUGCCCCUUCAGCCACCAUUACAAAUACCGCUGAUGGUGAAGAAACGGUAACCGUGGAGGAACUAGAGGAACAGCUGAAGCAGUCCCAUGCAGAGACCGCUGCCGUCAGAGAGCAAGUCACGGCCCUCACGCAGCAGCUGGCCACCUCAGUUCCCCGCGCCGAGGCCCUCAUAGCGCGGCGGGACCUCGAACGGCGCAUCGAGACCCUCACCAGGGAUAACCAAACGCUGACUGAGGCGGUAGAGAAGGAACAGAGGGAGCGAGAAUGGCUGGAAGGGGAGCUGCGGGCCCAGUACGAGGCAGCAGAGGGAACGGACCAAGAAAUGACCAAUCUUCAGACCUUUGUGAGGAAGCUGCACGCUCUAGUGGAGGACAAGACCAAGGCUCUCGACACACAGAAGGAGGAGAGGGACAGCAUGGCAAGGCUCUUGGAAGAAGCCAAAGAGGAGGCAACACGGCUGAAGAAGGAGGUAGAGACACGUUCCCGCGUUCUUACAAGAGUGGAGGCCGCCUACAAGGAGACCACUGGAGUAAUCAAGCUUAAAGAGGAGGACUUGGUGAGACUACAAAAGGAAUCAUCGACGGCACGACGACAAUUUGACCAGCUGGAAAAAACAGUGAGACGACAGGAACAGAGACGAGCUGACAUCGAGGGUCAGGUCAAAAAUCUCCGUGGGCAGGUUAAGGUAUUAGAGAAGCAGGUUGUAACGGAGACCAGAAUGAGCCAGAGGUCAACUCGGCAGGCUGAAAAAGUGAAGCGCGAGAGAGACGUCCUGCACCGGGCUUAUGUCAAGGCUCAGGGCACUAUACAUAAGCAUUCAGGCCUCAUUCACAUCCGAGAGCUGGAAAGACAAAAUGCAGAGAGAGAAUUGGUGCGUAGGUCACGUGAUCUAAACAAGCAGGACCGUCUCAUUGAUACACUCCAGCGUGCCAAGGACAGACAAGUGGAGGAGACGUCAAGGUUGGAGACAAAGGUGGUGGAACUAGUAGAGGAGGUGGAGGUGCGGGGAAGGGACACAGAGAGGCUGAUGCACACUCAGGCUGCCACAGAAACAAGCCUUCAGCAGGCCACCUCCCUUUCAGAUGCACUCAAGACUGAUAAUUUCAUUCUGAGCCGACACCUUCGCAAUGUCCGGACUGAGAAAGAUGAGCUGCUGGAGGAGUCAAGGAAGGCUGGCUACCUGGUGACAAAGCUGCAACAAAACUUAAAUAGUAGAGACACUGAGAUCCAGAAACUCACUGCAGAGGUAUCCAUGCUGGAGCGCCUGACAGACCAGCUCAAGGCAGCAGAGCAUGCAGCGAGGAGUGUGGCAGAUGAGAGGCAGCGAGCAGUACAAUAUGCUGAGGCAGAGAAGGUGGGACUGACACGCCUCCUGCACCAAGAAGAGAACACCAACAAGGAACUGCACAAGGAGAUUGAGGAGGGACAAGCUGGGCGUGCUGUGGUGACAACACAACUGGCACGUCGCAAUGAUGAGGUGCGGGCGUUGCGGGAGAGAGUCAAACUGCUGGAGCAUGUGCUUCACAAAGGUGACAAAGACUACAACAACCGCAUCCAGGACAUCAAAACUCUAACUAAUGAGGUCAACUCUCUUCGUGAUGAGAGACAGGUGCUGGGACGGCAUGUCAAAUUGGUGGAGGCCCUCAAGGUGGAGUUGGUACGCCUUCAGAGGGAACUCAUCUCAUCACAGAAUAAGAGGGCAGUGCUGGAGGAGGAAAUCAUUCGUAGGGAAAAGUCUCACCGAUGGACUACUCUCAAGGCAUCUGAUCCAGGCAAGUAUGAUCUACUGAAGAAGAACCACCUGCUGCAGAAGAGGCUUGUGGCUGCCACUCAGAGGUUGGCAGCCAGCGAGGGAGAGAUUGCCCACAAGGAACGAGAGUUGGAGGAGAUGCGACGUGUGGUUGAGCGCUCAGCAAGUCAUCACUCUGAUGCUGCUGCAAAGCCUCACCUCAUCAGUCAGCUGCGGGCCAAGGAUGACCAAAUCAAGAGUGUGACAGCAGCUCUUAAUGUGGCCCUGCUGGCCCAGGAGGAGGCGGAGCAGGAGAGGCGCCACCUCAGGAACCAGCUGGCUGUCACCAUGCGCAAGAUGAAUAACCUCCAGCGGAGACUACAGGCCAAGCAACCAGGCACAGAUGCUGGAGGAACAGCAGCAACAACAACGGGAGCAACUGCAACAACACAGCCACCACCAUCAACAACAGCAACAACAACAGCAGCAGCACGAAGGGGUCAAGAGACUGACCCAGCUUAGUGGCUUUGCCCUGGUGCACUGGGGACAACAAAUCAUUGUGUGUGGAUGUUGAGGGCUGUCACGGAUACUAUCAGCAACACAGAUGAGAGAUGUUUUUGUUCUUUCAUUGAUAGAGACACUGGUGGUCUUUUAAUGAGUGUGUGAUCCAAUAUUGAGGAGUUUAUUAAAAAAGCAAAAGUACUGCCUUAUAA
Messenger RNA from Scylla paramamosain (green mud crab), 2603 nucleotides. RefSeq names its product cilia- and flagella-associated protein 58-like. Gene Ontology annotation, cellular component: cytoskeleton. The record is from RefSeq and is a predicted model, not a curated record. NCBI's taxonomy places the organism in Eukaryota, Metazoa, Arthropoda, Malacostraca, Decapoda, Portunidae. Bases 115 to 2412 code for a protein of 765 amino acids. The transcript is spliced from 17 exons.